AUGAAGGUGGUGAGGAUGCUGCUGGCCUGGGUGCAAACACUCCUUGUCAGCAACACGCUCCUAGUUAAAGCCUAUGGAUCUGGAGGCUGCUUCUGGGACAACGGCCACCUGUAUCGAGCGGACCAGCCCGUCCCCGCGCCAGGCCUCCGCUGCCUCAAUUGGCUGGAUGCUGACAGCCCCCUGGCCUCUGCCCCCGAGUCGGGCGCCGGCAACCACAGCUACUGCCGGAACCCGGACCAGGACCCGCACGGACCCUGGUGCUACGUCAGCGGCGAGGCCGGCGUCCCGGAAAAGCGGCGGUGCGAAGACCUGCGCUGCUCAGAGACUUUUUCCCAGGACCUGUCAACCUCCAGGACAGAAACUGAGGCGACCCCUGAAGUGCCAAGUGGAGAUGAGGUGCAGGUGUUUGCUCCUGCCAAUGCCCUGCCUGCCGGGAGUGAGGGGGCAGCGGUGCAGCCAGUGAUUGGAAUCAGCCAGCGAGUUCGGGUGAACUCCAAGGAGAAAAAGGACCUGGGAACCCUGGGCUAUGUGCUGGGUGUUACCAUGAUGGUGAUCAUCGUCGGUGUCGGAGCUGGCAUCGUCUUGGGAUACACCUUCAAAAGGGGGAAGGACCUGAAAGAGCAGCAUGACCGGAAAAUGUGUGAGAGAGAGAUGCAGAGAAUCACCCUGCCCUUGUCUGCCUUCACCAAUGCCACCUGUGAGAUCGUGGAUGAGAAGACUAUUGUGGUCCAUGCCAGUCAGACGCCGGUCGACCUUCAGGAGGGCAGUGCCCCCCUUAUGGGACAGGCAGGCACUCCUGGGGCCUGAGCACCCCCACGAUGGGCAGGAGCCCAUGCAGGGACUGGUGCAGGGUGGCCUACCCUCCUACAGCUGGGAGGAGCUACACUUUUUGUUGUGGUUAAAACUCUCCCCUGAGGUGUUUUUUUUUUUUAUUGUUCGUUUGUUUUGUUUUGGGGAACUCCUAAGACAGAAAGAAGCAGGUGGUGCUGUGGGCUGUGGGCUGAGGGGCAAAGAUGGGUAGGGUCCCACCAAUGCUCUUUCUCCAUCCCUUGGAGCAGGGUUUUGCCCGUGGAUGGAGACAGUGGCAGCCCCCAUAGCAGUGCUGCUAACAAGGGCUUCCAGACAUUGCCUGUGCCCCGGAACUGAAUCAGGGAUGGACCGGGAGCUCCCCCAGGCUCCUUUGUGCUUCAUUAUCUAAGGUGGCCUCAUUCUCCACCUUUCUGUUUGCUCUCUGUGGGCUUACGUGGCGCACACUGUUACUCAUCCUUCAGGUCAAGCAGGUCAAGAGGGAGCAUUUAAAAAUAUAUAUUUCAUUUAAAAGUAUUUGGGAUGGAACUCCCUACUGACCUCUGAGAACCCAAAAUGCGUUUGUACAAGUCAGACCUGUGGUUUGAGAAUGGGAUCGAGGCUGGGGUUUACUGGGUGAGCUCCAGCUCGCUGGCAGCAAUGUGCCUUGACGAGAAUGGGCCGGGCCUGGGCCCAGGGACUCUUCCUGCCUCAAAAAGGAAGAACUGCACUGAACAUUCCACUUAGGAAGAGGGGAGAGAAGGAUCCGCGACUGCCUUAGGCCACAGGACAUGAGGUGGACCUGGGGUACCCCAGUCUCUCUCCAGGGUGGACAGUGACCUCUCUUCAUUUUGUAGGGACAACAGUCAGCUAACCUACAGGAAUCAUACUUUGGGGCCUUGUGAGCUGCUUCUGAGAGGUUAACCUGGAAACUAAGCUCAGAAGCCAGGUAAUCAAGUGCUUCAGCACUUGCCCCUGCAGUGGCCUGAGUUUGUAGGUUGCUCUGUGGCUUCCAGGCCAGUACCUUCCAGUGAAGGCACUAGAGCUGGGGCCCAACCCCUAACUUGCAGAAGUUAGAAUCAUUGGAAGGGAUCUUAGGGUUCCUCAAGCCUUUUUGACAGAGGGGCCCAGAGGGGGAAAGUGACACCCGAGAUUAUAGAGAAAGUCAUAGGCACGGCCAAGGCGAGUCCGUUUCCCCGUGCCCACAGCUCAGCAGGGCCUCCAGGUCCUGGUGUCCCACUUGGAGGCCUUAGCAAUGCUCCCUACCCAGAGUUUUCUCCCCCAAAGCCCUUCUACUGCCCCAUGUGGAGAGGGGGAUCAGUGGGGACUAUUCUCUUUAGCAGGCUGUUUACAGGGGCGACUUGCUGAGGGAACCUAGGCCUCGGGGGGUCCCUGGGUGUUAAGUGAUGCUGAAGAGAAUAUUACUGGUUUCUACUUUUCUAUAAAAGCCUUUCUCUGUGUACAUGUCUUAUAUACCUCAUUCUGACACCUGCAUAUAAAGUGCAGGAAAUUGCUCUGCAUUUGACUUACAUAAAUAAAUUUUAAAAAAAGAAAGGA
Artibeus jamaicensis (Jamaican fruit-eating bat) is the source of this 2343-nucleotide messenger RNA. It is a transcript of the gene PIK3IP1, whose product is annotated as phosphoinositide-3-kinase interacting protein 1. The coding region runs from base 1 to 807 and encodes 268 amino acids. Lineage: Eukaryota; Metazoa; Chordata; Mammalia; Chiroptera; Phyllostomidae. The transcript has 6 exons. The record is from RefSeq and is a predicted model, not a curated record.